Molecule: messenger RNA, 2546 nt
Organism: Mugil cephalus (flathead mullet)
Lineage: Eukaryota; Metazoa; Chordata; Actinopteri; Mugiliformes; Mugilidae
Product: neuronal pentraxin-1-like
Exons: 5
Coding region: 108-1379 (423 amino acids)
Source: RefSeq, a predicted model, not a curated record
CACACGGCGGCCAGAGCCUCACAGCUUCAGUGGACAGCUCCGUGGUGCUGAAAAGACAGAGACUCCACUCGCACACUCAGACACAGUUGAGAUACACGACCGGAACCAUGGGAGGUUUCUCGUGGAAACUUUUUCUACUUUCUUGCCUGGUUGUUGUGGAGACCUCCGCGCAAAACUUCGGACAGACGCAGUUCAUUUGCACGUCGGUGCCCAAGGAUAUGGACCUGUGCACCGCCACGAUGCAGAACAGCGGGCCCGCAGAAGACCUGAAGACCACGAUCAUACAGCUGAGGGAGACCGUGCUGCAGCAGAAGGAGACCAUUGUGAAUCAGAAGGAGACAAUCAGGGAACUAACGUCCAAGUUGAGCCGCUGCGAGAGCCAGAGUCUCCCUGCGGCGGCGGGGCCCGGCGGGAGGCGGCCGGGGUCCAAGAACACCAUGGGGGAUGUAUCUCGGGGCACCACGGACACUCUGGCUCAGCUGGGACAGACUUUACAGACGCUCAAACAGAGACUGGAAAACCUAGAGCAAUACAGCCGAGGGAAUAACACGGUGCAAGCGAACAGCCUGAAGGAUCUGCUGCAAAACAAAAUAGACGACAUGGAGAAGCAGGUUCUGUCCCGGGUCAACACGUUGGAGGAGGGCAAACCGGGGUCGAGGAACGACACCGAGCAGCGGAACAGAGUGGAAUCCACCCUCACCUCCCUGCACCACCGGAUCACAGACUUGGAGAAAGGCAAAGACACCAGACCAGCGGAUAAGUUCCAGCUCACCUUCCCCCUGAGAACCAACUACAUGUACGCCAAAGCCAAGAGGAGCCUCCCUGAGAUGUACUCCUUCAGCGUGUGUCUGUGGAUCAAGUCCAACGCCUCGCCCGGAGUGGGGACGCCUUUCUCCUACGCAGUCCCCGGUCAGGCCAACGAGCUGGUGCUGAUCGAGUGGGGGAACAACCCAAUGGAGAUCCUCAUCAACGACAAGGUCGCGAAGCUGCCGUUCCUCAUCAACGACGGAAAGUGGCAUCACCUCUGCAUCACAUGGACCACCCGGGACGGGAUGUGGGAGGCCUUCCAGGACGGAGUGAUGCGGGGCAGCGGGGAAAACCUGGCUCCGUACCACCCCAUCAAACCGGACGGUGUGCUGGUCCUGGGACAAGAGCAGGACACGCUGGGGGGAGGCUUCGAUGCCACACAAGCCUUCGUCGGCGAGCUGGCAAACCUGAACAUGUGGAACAGGAAACUUUCUAUCGGCGAGAUCUACAACUUGGCGACCUGCAACAGCAAAGCACCGGCCGGCAACGUCUUCUCCUGGACAGAGAGCAACAUUGAAAUAUUUGGCGGGGCGACCAAAUGGACCUUCGAGCCUUGCCGUUCACUCAACUGAACUGCACCUGCCCCCCCCACCCCCACCCCGUUCCAGAAAGGCCUCUCUGUAUUUCUGAGCUUUUUGUCGUUCUCGUCUUCAUUUUGACGUUCGUUAGAGACUUUCUGAGUUGUUGGUAAGCUUAAAUCUGGGAUUUCUAUCAUUCUUAGGUAUUCAUGCGCAAAAACAACACUUUUCACCUUGAGGAAAAAAAAAAAAGAAUCAUCUUGGAAAACCUCAGUGAGAAAGUAUCGCUAUCUGUUCUCCUCUUUUAUUUCUUGGAUGUUAUGUUGAAAGCACACCUAAGCUUUGGCUUUUUUUUUUCUUUCCGUCUUGGACUGGCAGCUGGCAAUCUGCGCCUUAUGUUUGGACAAUUCACAAUCCAAGUGAGGAAUUACAUAACCACUCCAACUCCUCCCCCCGCAUCCCUUCCUUCCUUCCUUCCUUCUUUCUGGAGAGUGGGAGAUUACGCUGUCCAUACAAUUCUUGUCAGUGUUUGGCACUGUGAAGUGUUGUCUGAUGCGGUACAGCUCCCUUCGAGCCCCCCGCCCCACCCCACUCCAGCCCACCUCCACCUGCCUCCCCAACCUCCUUCCCUCCCCAGCGCCUCCACUUUGCCCCGCCCCCUCCGGAACUUGCACUGUGACUGGACGUUAGGAGAGGAGAGCACGCUGAAGGACACUGCAAAGUCAGACUGUGGUACAAGUCAAAUUGUAAUCAUCGUUCGCUUCAAGUGUUUCUGUAAGAAUGUCGUUAACUUGCCAACAUUGCUACAAAGCCUGGGUGCCUUGGGCUGGUACAAAUAUUCAGCACAUUCGGUAUGUUUUUUCUUUUCUCUUUUUUUUUUCAGUUUCUGUUUUUUUUUUCAGUUGCAAAUUCAAUGUUUACUGGUUUUCUUUUCCUUCUGACCUGGGUUGGGUUUCUUGUUUCUCUGGUAAAUGUACUUUAAUUACAGUUUGUUAUCUGACAUGACGUGUUUUUGGCAGGUGUUUGUACUACUCUGUAUUAGGAAUGUUACGGUAUCUGUAUAGUAACAGCAUGAAUGACAGAGUGCUGUGAAAGCAUUGUUGAAAUCUGCUUUACUAUCUUCUCUGGGUCUGGGUUUUCUACUGUAUUGUUAUAUGCUCCAAGCAUGGCAAAACUGAGAGAUGAAGAAUUUAAUUUUUGUAAUAAAAUUGUGAUACUUAA